AACAAAAUCCCAUCAAAAUCUCCACCACCGUUAAUAAUUAUUCUUGUUUCCUUCAUCCACUUCUUUCCUAAUAUAUGAAAUUUUCCCCUCUUUUUUAGGGAAAAAAUAAGAGACCAAAAGAAGGACUUGAAUCUGAUCACCAAAAAUUAAGCCAUGCAAGAAGAUCAAGAAGAAGAGGAGAAACCAUAUCUAUGGUUGCCACAAGAAAUCAUCCACCAUAUUUUAUAUUAUCUCAACCCCAAAAAAAGAGCCCAAUCUAGCACCAUAUCCAAGGAUUGGCUUUAUGCAUGUAGAACAAAUCCAAGAUUGGAUUUUGAUGACAGCUUCUUCAAUGUUAACAAGGGUUAUAAUCUUCAAGAAAGAUUUGGUGAUUAUGUCAACAACACUUUGGCAAAUUUCCAAGGUCCCAACAUCAAGGAGUUCCAUCUUUCAAUGGUCAUGAUGCCAGGUGAUGAUGCAAUUUCCUCAUCUUCUGUUGACCAAUGGGUUUAUUUUGCCAUGAAAAAAAAAGUCCAAGUUCUUCACAUCACACUCCCUGAAUUAGAUAGUAAUUCCUAUAAGUUGCCUUCCAAGAUCCUAGGAUUUGAAUACUUGACGAAGUUGCAUGUCAAUAGGUGUAAGUUCCCAAACCCUAAUUUUAAUCAUGGAUCUUUAACUUUAUGGAAGAAUUUGAGGGUGUUACAUCUCAUAAGUGUUUACAACCUUAGUACGGAAAUCUUGGAUUGGUUGAUUUCGGUAUGCCCUUUGAUUCACGACUUGAAGAUUUCUGACCACUAUGAUGAAUUAGACCAAAUUAGGGUUUUCGAUCUCCCAAGCCUUCGGAUGUUAUGGAUUGAGGAGGGUUACUCUAGUGAGACACGAUUGAUCGAGGUGAUGAACGUGCCGGAUCUCGAAACCAUGGUUGUGGAAUUAGGGUUUGGACGGUGUACAUUAACGUUACAUCCAUGUCCUAAUUUGAAGAGCUUGUCGCUCAAGAAUGCAAAUCUCAAAGAUGAAUUCUUUGAGACAUUGACGGAUAAGUUUCCUACACUAGAGUGCCUUGAAUUAACAGGUUGUUUUGGGUUCAAGAAGAAAACUUUUCCGACCCGCCACCAUAAGCUGAAGGUGUUACGCAUAUCUGAAUCAUGGGAUGAUGAUGGAUGAGGCUAAGCUAAAGUUAUUGUUUUGAUUUUUUUUUUUGGGUUCCCCCCUUGGAUGCUAAAUUAGGGGUUUCUCGUGAUGGAUGAUGUUUUUUCUUGGAUGCUCUAACGCAACAGUAAAGGUGGCAGAUUAGGGUUGUUGUCAGAGAUAACUUGAUCCACGAAAAAUACCACGUCAGUUGAUUUAUAAUUUCACUUUGGUCUUAAUUUUACUAUUUUAAUUUGUUUUUAUUUUUGUGGAAAGUAAGUAGCUAGAUUAGUGACUUUGCUAUGGAUGUAUAUGCAUGAGUGGGUUUUCUUCUAUAUAUUCAAAAAUCACAAUCAAUCACUUUCAUAAUAUAGUAAAGCUAGAACCCACAUAGGUAUGACUUAAUCGAAAUCAAAUUAGAAGUAAAGCUGAAAUAGUUUUAGAACCAAUAGUUUUAAAUCAAACCCUAACAUAGUUCAUAUUGGAUUCCAUAUAUCUUGGAAGUUUGUGUACCAUGGACAAUUUUAACUUGAUGAAAUUCGUUACACGUACGGCAUCUAUUAUUUUGACACGUUCACAACUUGUUCAUAUAAAAUGAC
This is a messenger RNA of Oldenlandia corymbosa var. corymbosa, 1706 nucleotides long. The record is from the annotation of a GenBank genome assembly. Lineage: Eukaryota; Viridiplantae; Streptophyta; Magnoliopsida; Gentianales; Rubiaceae.